This is a messenger RNA of Cavia porcellus (domestic guinea pig), 5451 nucleotides long. It is a transcript of the gene Zmynd12, whose product is annotated as zinc finger MYND-type containing 12. Gene Ontology annotation, molecular function: single-stranded RNA binding; protein binding. Gene Ontology annotation, biological process: retrotransposition. Lineage: Eukaryota; Metazoa; Chordata; Mammalia; Rodentia; Caviidae. Gene Ontology annotation, cellular component: ribonucleoprotein complex. The transcript has 3 exons. The record is from RefSeq and is a predicted model, not a curated record. The coding region runs from base 4416 to 5396 and encodes 326 amino acids.
AAAUUCCUAUCAUCCUCUUUUGAAAACCUAUAUAGUUAUUGGUUUUGGAUUUUUUGUUUGUUUCUUUUGCUUUUUGUUUUUCUUUUCUCUCUGUGUUUUUUCUCUUUAAAAUAAAAAAAAUAAAAAUUUUUUAAAAAUUAGAAAGAAUGUAAGAAUGACUUUCUUCUACCCUGACUCUAUAAAAGACACUUGAACUUGUAAAGGCUCCCAGACUACUGAGUGGUUCUCAAACUUUAGCUUUUAUCACUAGAAGGAUUUAUUUUAAAUGCUAUCUGACAGCUGAGAGUUAUGGCACAUGCUUAUAAUCCCAGGAUUCAGGAGGCUGAGGCAAGAGGAUGGUGAGUUGGAGGCCAGCCUAGGCUACAUAGGUAGACCCUGUCUCAAAAACAAGAAAAAGAUAACAAUUAAAAAAAUUCUGUCUUAUGUUUUAUCCCCUGUCUUGAGAUUCAGAAUCAGUGCUCUUGAGUGGGAAGUGGGAAUUUACACUCUUAACUAAGCUUUUAAAGUAUUGUAAUUAUGUAAAACUUUAAAAUGCUAUUUAAUCACUGAUUUUAUGGUCAUUGUAAAAAUGUAAAUAUUAUAGAUAAUAAAUGUGUUUAUAGAAGAACGGCAAGCAACAGAAUUCAGAUUUAAUGUUACAGCAAAUUGAAGAAGAUAGUAACAUUAAUAUUGAAUAUUUUCUAGGUAUUCUGGAUUCUCACAUAACAAAGUUGGUAUACAUCAUGCAGGUAGAAGCUAUGCUUUUCAUUAUGAAGAAAGUUACAUCCAUAGGACCUUCCCAGCAGGUUAUAUGCUAUUAAAAAAUGAUCUCUGCCUUCUGCUGCUCCUGGAAGACUCUGAAUUUCAUUAAAAAGGCAUAAAAUGGAAAAUAAAAUAGCAAUCGGGAGUGAAUGACAGCAGGAAACACUGGAGUGCCCAUCUGAAAGCUGAAAAUCCGUACCAGGGAUAGUGUGGUACUAGAUCAAGAUGUGGAAAUGGUUGUUACUGAAAGGGUUGUUACUCCUUACGAGACAGUUCACUUAAUCCCUCCCUCUGCCAAGAAUGACCUUUUCAUUAACAGCUAUCAGUAACACCAUCACCUGGCUGCGGAACACAGAGAACCUUGAGGUUUUUUCUUUGUGAAUGAUAAUGUUGAAAGCAAACAAUACUAAUAGUUACUUCUUCUUUCUUUAGGAAAUGAUUUUGUUUAGCUCUAAUUGAUUACCAUUCAGUUAUAACUUUUCCAGUUUUAAAAUGUCUACUUGUUAAUAUAUUUAAAGAGAAUAAACAUUUAUUUACAAUGGUUCCGUAAUCCCAUUCCAGCUGGUUAAAGUGGGAUAAUGCUAAGGGAUAGGAUCAAAAGAAUCAAAAUGAAGGUUUUAUAAUUUUAAAAAUCUGUAUACAUUUCAAGGAAAAGAAAACUGGCUUGUACCAUAGCCUAGAGGAUUGAGAUUAAACAUAAAGAACUCAAAUAUUUAAUGUUAAACAGUAGAGAAAACUGUGAUCUUUUCUGAACAUCUUUUAAAACAAGAUAGAAAUGCAAAGCUAGGCAUAAAGGCAUACACCCAUAAUCUCAACAUUCAAGAGGCUGAGGCAGGAGAAUUGUGAGUUUAAGACCAGCCAUAGCUAUACACUGAGUUUGAGGCCAGCCUGGAAUAUAGCAAGACCCUGUAUUUAAAAAUCCAAAACAAGUAUAUAAAUACUCUCUUCCCAAGAUAGAUGCUUAUUGGUACAGAAUGUCAGAGACAACACUAAUUACAGAGGAAGGCAGAUUAGCCAGAUUGUCGCCAACUGUCUUCUUUUUUUAUAUUUUUUAUUUUUUUUUCCACUUGUGAUUUUCUUUGAGCCAACUGUCUUCUUCAGUCCCAAGAAUUUUAUGGUACAGAGGGCCACAUGGAAGUAUACCACCAGCAUCGCCCUUCAACGAAGUACUGCAACACUCUUCUCAGAAGCCUCCGGUGGAUCCUGAACACGGUGGGAACACCAUGACCCGGCCCUUUCUGCCCAAUGUGGAAUUCCUCUGCAGGUUAUCAUUGUGCCAAAGCUCUCUGUUCGACACCCUGAGACCUUCUCAGAGCUAUCCCACAGCCUCAGGCUCUUCCUUUAGAAUAUUUCUUUCUUCUCCCUCUUAUUUAACAGAUGUCAGACCACACUGAAGUUGAAGAUUUAUCCUCUCUGCCUCCUUCUUCCUUUCUUUCCUAAGAGCCACCCUUAAUAACUCUUACAAUUCUAGAUUCACCUUGGGGCCUACUUCAUGUAGAUGGAUGGAUGACACAAUAAGGAACAGGGCCAUGAUCACAAUCACCACUGCAGACAAAAGAAAAUAACUAUAUAAGAAGUAAAAGAGUUUCACUGUCACACAGGUGAAGCCUUUGGGAAAAUAUUUCCCUUUUUUAAACAAUUAUAUGACUCAUAUGCUGCAAUCAGUUUGGUCUACAUUUCACUAUCAAAUGGAAGAAUGGAGAAAUGAAGUGGAAAGAUUAGAUACUAUAACCAGCCUCCUUCUCAGUGACUUCUAGGACAAAUCUGUGUAUCAUCACCCUUUUUCCUGUACUGUCAAAAGGAAAGAAUGCAAGAAGAAUGGGAUUUGUUAAGAGACUCACUGUGCUUUUGUUAUGUUUUAUAUGAAAAAUCUCACUAUUUAAAAUAUAGUGUUUCAUGUGUGUAAUAUUUCCCUCCAACCAUUAACAAAACAGUAUCCUAAUAAAUAUUAUUCUAUUACAUAUCUUCCUGUUAGAUUAUAGCCACCUUAUUUCUUAUGGAUUUCUUUGUAUUUUUACUCACUCAACAAACAAUUAUUGGAUGCAAAAUAUGUGCUGGUACUUUGCUGAGUCAUGGGGAUAUAAUAAUAUGUGCAAUAAUUAUUUCAAGUUUACAGAUAAGGAAAUCAUGGAGUGAAGAAUUAAGUAAUUUGCUCAAGGUUACAAUGUAAGCAAUAAGAUCUGGGAUCUGAAUUCAGGCCAAACUGUGCUCCUAACAUUUAAACUGAAACUACCUUGAUCAUAGCUUUUUGUGUUGUAAACAGUACUGUGGUCCUGUCCUAGAAGAAUACCACAGUGAUGGCACAGAUACGCAGGUGGUAAAUUACACUAAAAAGUGAUCAGCUCUGUUGUAGAUCUGUGUUCCAAGUGUUGAGGCAGUCAGAGGGCAUUCCUUAUGAUGCAACCCCAAAAACUUAUAUUGCAUUUAUAAAAGUUUUGCUAUAAACACAUGUGUGUAUUUUUAGGUAAACUUUUCUGUGAGCUUCAACCUUUCAGAGAAAUUAUUUUUGAAAAGCAACACACAAAUUAUGUUAGCAAUCCAUUUCUAAAAUUACUUUCUGAAAUGGUGAAGACAUGCACAGACAAAAGAUGAUCAUCUUUCUGAGUGAGCUUGAUAUUUUUAUGGAAGUUGUGAACUCCUGUACAGAGACAAAUUUGGAAAUUAACUGAUAUAAAAGUUUGGGGCAAGAAAUGGUUGCACUUUAGGAGCUGGAGAUAUAGCUCAGUGAUAGAGCAUUCACCUGCGAUGUGUGAGGCACUAGUCUCAGUCCCAGAAUUUAAAAAAAAGGAAAAACUUAAUAAAUCAAACUUUUAAUUUAUAUUACUAUAAAGCCAAUUUGUAAAGCAGAACUUACAAAUAGUUUCUAGCCAAUGCAGAUAGUAAACAUGAUUAAAGCCUCCAGGGAAAACUGUACUGAAGAAUAUAUAUGUUGACUUCCGGGAGAAAAUGGCGGACAGAUAACAGCAGCUACGGAGGCUCUCUGAAAGGCUCGGCUCAGAAGUCAGGAAGGGUGCGGAGUAAGUAGUCACAAGCAGGUGGAGAUAUGCUCUGCUGACUCAGGAACGAACUGGGCUGAGAGAAACCAACUUGGAAUGCAGUCCUGGUGCUAAAGCAGGAACAGAAAAGCCUCAGUGUGGAGGCUGGACCCCGCGCCAUUGGAAGCCGCUAUUUGGGUUUCCCGCCACGCAGAGACUGCCUCUACAGCGGCUUGGCAAGGAGAGAGACGCGCGGGAGCUUUGAGAACGGGAAGCUGCGAACAGAGUCGAAAACAGGACAGGCAGUGAGGCGUGCACUGACUUGUGGUGAGGUGAAUGAGAGAAACUGACACUCUACCACUGUUUGACUCCAGCGGAGGACUUUCUGGGCCCUGGCAGUCCUGCGGGAGCAGGGCGCGGUGGCGACUCCAGCCACACAUCCCCCUCUCAGACGGGAUUGGUGAAAAGUGCCUGGCCUGCGUGACGCUGCUGGCGGACCCAGUAGGCUGGCCCAACCCAGAUCCCAGAGCCUGACAGUGGCCGGGAGGGGUGGGCCCUGCGUAGGCUGCCUGGUCCGUAACUCCCUGGUGCGCUGCGGUGGGCGGGAACACCUAGCCGACCCAAUUCAAUCGGGCUGUGGCUGACAGGGAGAGAAGCUGGGUCUCCUAUACAAGCUUGCAUAUAUAAGGAACAGAGAAUAUGGGAAAAGGCAGCAACAAGAAAGGCUCCUCGUCCCCCAAUUCUGAGAAACAGGCAAUAGCGGACACCACACCAAUAGACAUAAAGCGCCAUAUAGAGAGCCUCAUAGAUCAAUUCAGGAAUGAAGUUAUCAAUGACCUGAAGAUAGAAAUAAGCAGAAUAGUUAGAGAAAUGCUAAGCACCACCCAAGAAAAAACAGAUGGUGGAAUGGAAGAACAGAAAAAGAGGGGAGAAUUGUUUGAUGGAGAAAACAGAGAAAGCAUAGAAUACGUGAAACAGGUUCAAAGGGACUACCAAGAAACUAAGAAGUCUAUCAAAGACUGGCAUAACAGCUUGAAAGAAACUAAGGACAGACUAUCUGAACUGGAGGGCAGACUUGUAAUAUGGGAAAAUGAAAUGAAAAACUUCUUAAAAAUAACAAAGAAACAAACAGCAAUAAUACAAAGACAAGAAGAUGAUAAGAGGAUCCAUAACUUAAGGAUUAAGAACAUAAAAGAAGAAGUAGGGACACAAACAAGUGAACUACAAAAGCUACUCACAGAAAUAAUCCAAGAGAAUUUUCCUAAUUUAGCAAAAGGUAAAGAUACUCAGAUGUAUGAGGCAUACAGGACCCCAGCUACCUACAACCCAAACAGAGCAACACCCAGGCAUAUAAUAAUAAAAAUUCCAGAAAUUCAAUACAAGAACAGAAUAUUAAAAGCUGUAAGAGACAAGAAACAGACCACUUACAAGAGAACAUCCAUCAGAAUUACAGCAGAUUUCUCUGCACAAACCAUCAAAUCACGAAGAGCAUGGGGGGAAAUAAUUCAAGCUUUGAAAGAUAAUAAUCUCCAGCCAAGAUUGAGAUAUCCUGCACAACUGUCCCUGGAAAUUGAUGGAAAAACAAGGUGCUUCCAGGAUAAAGAGGAACUGGGGGAAUUUGCAACCACCAAUUCAACUCUACAGAGAGUAUUGCAGGAUAUUCUAAAAAAAGAAAAAUAAAAAGAAUCCAGAAAUAGUGGCGGGGAGGCCACAACGAAUGGAGCAGAGAACAAAA